AUGACCACCGCCUACUCAGCAUUUUUCGCCUCAGGCCUCCUCGCCCCCUCCUGCCACACCACCGGCAGUGAAUUCUCAGACGCAGUGAAAUCGAACCAGAUAUGCAUUGACGAGACACGCCUUAUGUCGACCGCGCCUGGCACAGGCUCCUUCACAUCCUAUACUCGGCUCGACAUGGUCACACAUCCAAUGUCCUCUUCAUCAAGCUCGGGUAGCGAGGGAUCCUCCGCUCCCUCGCCAUCGACUCGCCACAGACGUCGCCGUUCCAGCCUUAGCGCUGCGAUGUCCUUGUCGUUCUCAGGAGUGAAGCCAUCUGCUCGUGAUGCUACAUCAGCAGCUGUCCGUUGUUUCGCUACAGCGUUUGCGGCCAGUUCAUCGUCUUCUCGUCGUACGAACGGCGGCAGCAUUAGCUCGAUUAAAUGCGAGUCUGAACACGGUGUUCGUAUUCCUGAUGCAUCGAUGCCAGGCGAUCUACCCAAGCACAACAAGAUGCCCCGUAGAAGCACAGUCAGUGCAGCUCACUCGCCCGUGAGGUAUGUUUCCAACAUUUGA
Molecule: messenger RNA, 552 nt
Organism: Pleurotus ostreatus (oyster mushroom)
Lineage: Eukaryota; Fungi; Basidiomycota; Agaricomycetes; Agaricales; Pleurotaceae
Exons: 1
Coding region: 1-552 (183 amino acids)
Source: RefSeq, a predicted model, not a curated record